This is a messenger RNA of Mytilus californianus (California mussel), 2120 nucleotides long. Its product is annotated as cyclic nucleotide-binding domain-containing protein 2-like. The transcript is spliced from 12 exons. The record is from RefSeq and is a predicted model, not a curated record. The coding region runs from base 119 to 2089 and encodes 656 amino acids. NCBI's taxonomy places the organism in Eukaryota, Metazoa, Mollusca, Bivalvia, Mytilida, Mytilidae.
AUGUUACUGAAUAGUGCGAUCUGAUAUUUACACUAAAAAGGUUUAUUAACUACUGUCUAAAACGUGAAAUUUUUUUUUCUAACGGGAGUUCUCUACAGUUUGAAAUCUUGAUAUACCAAUGAAGUUCGAAGGACUAAGUACUUUUAGAACAUCUUUUCCACCAUUUCGAAAACAAUUGCCGCUGGAACCUAUAAACUCAGAUUCAUCAAAACUUAAGGAAAAUGGUAGAACAAUCUACAACAGUGUGCGAAUGGUCCGGUUUCGAAGCGACGGAAUGUUGUUCCCUAAACCAAUAGUGUUUCAUAAUUUAUCUUCUUUCUUACCGGACAUAAGGCUAGAAUAUCAUGAAUCUGCAAAUAUAUCUUUGUUUGAACAAUAUAGACAAAGUGGAAUUGUAGCUCUGCUUAUCAAUGGUGAAAUUGUUAUUCGGAAACGUAGACAUUGGAAAACAAAGCUUAAAGCGUCUAAAUAUUUCUAUGACCCGAUUAAUAGGAAGAUUUCAACUCCAGAAUCUUUGAUCGAUGAAACGGAAACUGCUCCUAAAAUUGUCAUUCAGCCUCUUGUCAGGUUCCGAAGGGCAGUAAAAAAUGUACAGACUCUACUAAAAGCUACAGUAAUAAACAAUGGACAAAACUCUCGCAAUGAAGGCAAACUAUUUUCCUGGGCACAAGACUUCAUGUCUACUCGUCGUGAGUUUGAGAUGCAUGGAUUAAGUUUCGAUCCAGCAGAUUAUAAAGCAAGACGAGAAGCAUGUCUCAGCAAUGAAGCAAAGACAGUGUUGUCAAUGGACCCUGACGAAAGAACAGAGGAUCAACUGAAAAUAGCUCUUCUAGCGUUGAACCAGGCGGUAAAUGCCUUCAGUGAAUUUCCAAUCACCAUGCAAAGAUCUUUGGUUCGUGUUGGUUGGUAUGAACACUUUGAAGACAAGCGUGUGAUUAUUAGACAAGGACAUAUGGCAGACAACUUCUACUUAAUCAUCUCAGGAACAGCUAUUGUAACUAUAAUGGAUACAGAACAAAGUGUGCGGACAGCAGCCGUUCUUACUAAAGGCAACAGUUUUGGGGAGCUAGCUUUAAUGCACGGAUCAAAGCGAACAGCAACAGUCACCUGCAAAAACAGUGUAGAAUUGUUAGCUGUUGGAAGAGAUGAUUUUAUAGAUAUAUUCAUGCCAAUAAACAAAGACCAAGAACCAGAACAUAUACGCUUCCUCAGAUCCAUUAACAUACUGCAUGGAUGGCCAAUAGAAUGUCUUCCGCAUCAUGAUCCAAAGAUAUGUUGCUUUACAUUUUUCAGACGGGGUGUUUUGUUAUGUAAAGACAGCAAUAACAGUGAAUGGGUGUACAUAAUCAAAACAGGCAACUGUAGAGUUUUAAAGAGUCUACAGCCAACCAGACCUACAAUUCCUAUAUCCGAACAUGAUAUAAAAAAUUCCCAUGAUAUUAUAAAGUUACCCCCUUUGAUAUCUCCCCGGUCGACAUCGUCCUGUAAUACCUCUCUCUCAAUACAAAGUUCGCCAUCACACACGUCGGUGUCAUCAGCGUCACGGAAAAAGAAACGACGACGAUGUACUGUGGAUAGUCUUAUAAAUAUUCUACAUAGUACCAGCGACAGUCCACAUCUCAAUCUUGAAGAUCACAAAAAGGAAGUAGAGGUGUUAUAUGAUAAACUGCAUAACAAUUUUGAUAGACGUGGAAAGAGAUAUUCAAAAGUUUUUGAAAAAUUAGAGAAAAAAAUUGACAAAGAGAACAUAACUGCAGAAAAACUGUUUGUUCAAAUACAGAACCUUGGACCCAGAGACGUUUUUGGGUUGGAGCAAGUAGCGUUUGGAAUGAUAGGCAAUACAACAAGUACGAUAUUAGUAUCUGAUGGUGCUGAAUGUAUACUGAUUAACAAGAAAUAUUUCCAACAGCAUCUUAAUGACGAAGGAGCCAAACGAUUAAGACGAACUCUUCAACCUUUACCAUCAGAAGAAAGCCUACAACAGAAACUGCAGGAUAAAACAAACUGGGAAGCUUACAAAGCAUUGACAGUAAUAGAUCAAAUAUUGUACAAAAGACAGAUUCAAAAUACAGAUUCUUUGUUCUACUGAAUACUCAGAAUAAAACAUGUUUUACUUUUAA